GCCGGAUUCCUAACGUACCAUGCUUGGCAAGAAGCAGUUGUCAUACAACCUUUACAACGAGUUUGUUAAGCAAAGCUGCUAUCCAGUGUGAGAAGGUAUUGGGUGGAAGCUGUUGUACGUCAAUCACAUUCAGACAACAACAACAACAGAGCGAUGGGGCGGUAGCUGCAGAACAACCUUACGCAACUCACCAGCGGUGUACAUGUAAGCUAUGGCGACCAGGUUUACAGUGGGCAGACUAUGUCCGGGGAUUUCCCGGAGACUUCUUCGGCCCCAGACGGCCGAGGUCCGGGUGAUUCCGGUCCGGGUGAAGGUGGACAUGGCGCGGGCGGCUGUUGCCGCGGAUAAGGCCGACACCCCACCGGUCCCCUCCGCCGAUCGGCCCGAUGUUCCCGCCGAGAUCCCCGAAGUCAAGUCGCGGUUCGACAUCCGGCAUGACUACGGGGAACAAGUCCGACAGUUUCCGAUUGUUUCCCUCAACUUUGACGACGCCUUGGAGGCCUACAAGAGUAAAACAACGGGGGAAAUUCUGCGGGCCUUGCUCGUCUUCAAGUUGUGUUCUUUCGACAUCAUCGUGAGAAACAACAACCAGCUGAUGAAGCUUAGCCGCCGUAUCCUGGGGAAGCGCCUGUUCAAAAGCUGCAUGAAGGGCACUUUCUACGGGCACUUCGUGGCGGGGGAAGACCAGGAGAGCAUUAAGCCCCUCAUCAAGCGGAUGGAGAAGUUCGGGGUCGGGUCUAUCCUCGAUUACUCCGUGGAGGAGGACCUGUCAAGGGAUGAGGCGGUGUCUGCGGAGAUGGAUGACUAUAACCGCCGGCGCCACUAUUACAACUCAUGUAUCUCCUCAGCCGAGCCUGAACAGUCAGCCCAACCCUACAUGUGUGUUCCCUCGACAGAAAUCCACAGCGACAAGUACAAGGCCCACGAGGAGUUUGGGGACCGCCGCGAGGACGUGGUCAGCGCCAGAACCUACUUCUACGAGGACGAGCACAAGUGCGACGAGAACCUCAAGAUCUUCCUGAACUGCAUCAAGGCCGCAGGUUACUCCAGCACCGACGGUUUCGCCGCCAUCAAACUGACUGCAUUGGGCAGACCCCAGCUGUUGUUGCAGCUUUCGGACGUUCUCUCCACGACCAGGCAGUUUUUCGAGGCGCUGACGUCAGCAGAGAAGAAGUUACCGUGGGUUAAGCGGAAAUUGACGAAGGAGGUUUUCCAGAACCGGCUAGAGGAGCUGGGUGUGCCGAUGAGCCGUGACGAGUCCGGCUGGUGGUUCACCUGGAUGGACCAGGACGCAUCUGGGGAUGUUGACCUGCUGGAGUGGAACCAGAUGCUGAAGCCGAAUCACAGCCUGCGGAAGCUGUUCGUGGUGCCGAACAUCGAGACAGGGGAGCUGGAGCCAGCCAUGUCCUCCAUCACUGAGGAGGAGGAACAACAGAUGAAGAACAUGCUGCAGCGCAUGAACCUGCUAGCUGAGGCUGCAAAACUGCAGGGUGUUCGGCUGAUGGUGGACGCAGAACAGACGUACUUCCAGCCCGCCAUCGCGCGCCUGACUGUGGAGAUGAUGCGCAAGUUCAACCAGGAGAGGCCGGUCAUCUUCAACACCUACCAGUGCUACCUCAAGGAUGCAUACAACAACCUGUAUGCAGACAUGGACCUUGCCAGGAAGGAGGGCUGGCACUUUGGAUGUAAGCUGGUGCGCGGAGCCUACAUGGAGCAGGAGAGGAAGCGCGCUGAGGCAGUCGGCUACGAGGAUCCCAUCAACCCUGACUACGAGGCGACUAACAGAAUGUACCACAAGUGUCUGGACCACAUGCUGACCCGGAUAGACAAGUACGGAGACAUCAACGUGAUGGUGGCCAGUCACAACGAGGACACCGUCAAACACGCCAUACAGAGAAUGCGGGAACUCAACAUCUCCCCAGCAGACCAGACUGUGUACUUUGGGCAGCUGCUGGGCAUGUGUGACCAGGUCUCCUUCCCUCUGGGCCAGGCCGGGUACCCUGUCUUCAAGUACGUCCCGUACGGUCCCGUGGAGGAGGUUCUACCGUACCUGUCCCGGCGCGCCCAGGAGAACUCCGCCAUCUUGAAGGGCGCGUACAAGGAGCGCAUGCUGCUGUGGACGGAGCUGAAGAGACGUCUCUCGCAUCUGGAGCUCGUACACAACCCUGACAAAGUAAAACAGUAGGGGGGGGUCUCAAGCUCAUAUAAACAACCCUGACAAAGUCAAACAGUAGGAGGGGGGGUGUCUCAAGCUCAUACACAGCCCCGACAAAGUAAAACAGUAGGAGGGGGUGUCUCAAGCUCGGACACAACCUCGACAAAGUCAAACAGUAGGGGGGUGGUGGUCUGUCAUUGUGAGGGAGGGGUUGUUUCAUCAUGUUUUAAUAUGUACAAUGUAAUGGCAACAUGUCUACAACCCUUGUGUCAAGUAAAACAGGGAGUCUAUCAUUAUUGGUGAGGGGGGGGUACUUUGUGGCAUUACUUAGUAAUACAUAAUAACUUUAUGGCAUUACUUAGUAAUACAUAAUAUGUAGUCAAAUCUGGUCAAGAAGACCCUUCAAGGAAUUCUAGUGAUAGAUUCCAGUCUAUCUGGACAGGUCACCAAGAUUGAAUGGAUUCUUCUUUCUAUUGUGUCAAUAGAGAUAAAUGUGUAUAAGGGGGCCACCAAAAAUGGUCUUCAUACAAAGAGGUGGUCACUAGGUUUGACUGUAUGUUGCCGUGGGUUGGAGGAGGCUUGUUCCAAAAAUCAAUGUACAAAUUGAAUGUAAGUAUGGCAAAUUAAUGUACAAACAAUAGGGGUUGUGUAAAUGUUUACGUGGAUGUGUCUACCUCAUGGGUUUGGGGAUCCCUUAGCUCUUGUAAUCAAUGCUCUAAAGGGUUGAUCUUGUGCAGGGCUGUCUUCAUGACCCAUCCCUCUGUCCUGUGGUGGAAAUUUGCUUGUUUGGACAGACAAAUUUUUCACCCCAUCCAUCCAAAUUAAAGUUGGAAGUUAAAAGGACACAGAUUUAACUAGUAGGAAAUCAACAAGAUGGGAUCCUUAAGACGGCAUGGGACUGAAAAAUUUCAAGUUAAAGCUGGAGACAGUCCUGCUCUGUGAGACCUUGCAAAGGACAGAUGUAGCCGGCUUAGCCCAGAGGGGGGUAUAUUAUAAGACUAUUGUAAUUCCUGAUUUUUUCACUGUACUGUUAUGUUCACGUUUUUCACUGUGACGACUAUAACGUGAACUUAUCAUUACUGAUAACAAAUAGAUCACAGCCUUUUUUAAUGCGCACAUGUCACGACAGUGAACAUUAAGUUCCGUGAACAUUAAGUUCCGUGAACAUUAAAUUUUCUCAGACCGUGAAAAUUUGGUACCGUGAAGACAAAGUGAAUUACAGUAUUUGGGAGGGGAAUGAUAUUGAAUGACUCUGCAACAGUCUCUCAUAUCUCAGGAUAUCUGCCUACGGGGCCAGUUCUGCUCUGCUAAUAAGUCAGUUCACAGUGUAAACUGAGCAUGCUCAACAAAAUGCACUGUGCAUUUUAUGUCUGAAGGCCUCUAACUUGUAAACAUCUCUUGUCUAGACGAUGUUUGAUACAUGAAAAGGUUUGUUUUGUUUACUUCUCAGGGGCCUUCAACAUUGACAUAUCACCCAGAAUGCAUCUCACUGCACAUGAGCAGUUGGAUCCUUGACCAGGCUUAUACUUUGCAGGCGUUUACCAGAAAGUAUUAUUUAAAAAUAGCCAGCUGCCUGGUCAAGUAUUAUAAUUAGUCUCUAAAUAUAAGUGAAACAUCUAGUAAUCUGCAAUACAAAUGUUUUAAGUGUAUCAUAACUAUUGAUCUCUACUUUGUUUUUACAUCAGUGUGUUGGACUAGAGCUCGUGAUACAUAUAAUUUUGAGCUAUGAUGUUCUGUUAAGAAGACAAGUGGUCAGUUUGGUGUCAGUUUAAUUUUAUCCGGUGUAUAUUAUAGCUUUACCUUGAACGUUGACUUUUAAACUUACCUCUAAAUCAGUAAAUGCCAUGAUUGUUUUAGUCAGUCCAUGACUACUGCUUUAGAGAUAUUGUUCUGAUGGUUUCAACAUUUUCUAGGUUAAGGAUAUGCUCCUUAUGUGACCAGUAUAUAUUCUGCAAAUUACGCACAGAAAUGAUCAAGUCUAAUGUCAAAGCAGGGUCUUCUACUGAGUUUUUCUUCAAUACAAUUGUAAUGUUCAGUGCAAUGUACAGAUUGAAAUAAUUAUUGUCAAUGUCAGCUUAAAGUAGCACAAUGACUAGAUAUUUAAUGUUGAAAAACUAUCAUAUGUGAUACCUCUAAUGCCGGUCCAUAGCAUCAGUUGCAGGUCUAAAUGCCUUGUAAAUAAUGCCUUUAACCUGCUAUAAUGAUUAUAAAGGUAGCCAGUAGGUACCAAAUUUGUAUAGGGAGAAGCUUCAGUAAGGUCAUGUCAUCAGCAUGGUUGUCUGUAAUCAUCGGGUGACCUGGUGUUAUCCAAUCAGAAGCCAGAAUGCUGGUGAUCACAUGAUAAGCCUAUUGGCUUAGAGUGAGGUAAGAGAGAGAUAGCACUGUGAGUGAAGGGUCAAAGUUCAGUCAGUCUAUGUAAUGUGGAUGGGGAAGGAGCGUCAAGGGUAACUGUUUGAACGUGGUGGGUAAAGACCUUGUGCCUUGAUGGCCUGUAUUAGUCGAUUUCGGUAUUUUUUCCAAACGAAGGAACAUAGCCAUGUUCAAUAUCAUUGCUGCCAA
Branchiostoma floridae (Florida lancelet) is the source of this 4714-nucleotide messenger RNA. Its product is annotated as proline dehydrogenase 1, mitochondrial-like. Gene Ontology annotation, molecular function: proline dehydrogenase activity; FAD binding. The transcript has 14 exons. The coding region runs from base 212 to 2185 and encodes 657 amino acids. Lineage: Eukaryota; Metazoa; Chordata; Leptocardii; Amphioxiformes; Branchiostomatidae. Gene Ontology annotation, cellular component: mitochondrion. The record is from RefSeq and is a predicted model, not a curated record.